This is a messenger RNA of Trematosphaeria pertusa, 1083 nucleotides long. RefSeq names its product 2-nitropropane dioxygenase. The coding region runs from base 1 to 1083 and encodes 360 amino acids. Lineage: Eukaryota; Fungi; Ascomycota; Dothideomycetes; Pleosporales; Trematosphaeriaceae. Gene Ontology annotation, molecular function: nitronate monooxygenase activity. The record is from RefSeq and is a predicted model, not a curated record. The transcript has 6 exons.
AUGUCACCGCCGCCCCUCACAACGCCCCUAACUGCCAUCCUGGGCAUCAAGCACCCCAUUAUGCUGGCAGGCAUGGACAUGGUCGCAGGGCCCCAACUCGCAGCCGCAGUAUGCAACGCAGGCGGCUUUGGCACGCUAGGAGGCGCGCGGUAUACACCGAAUAUGCUGAGAGAGAUGAUUGCGGAGCUAAAGGAGGAGCUGGACGAUAAGAACGCGCCCUUUGGAGUCGACCUGUUGAUCCCGCAGGUUGGUGGGAGUGCAAGAAAGACGAAUUAUGACUAUACGAAAGGGCAGUUGGGCGAGCUGCUCGACAUCGUGAUAGAGAGCGGAGCGAAACUGUUCGUUUCGGCGGUGGGCGUGCCUCCUGAAUGGGCGGUUGAGAAACUGCAUAAUGCGGGCGUGUUGUACAUGAACAUGGUCGGCCAUCCAAAACAUGUUCACAAAGCUUGUCAGGCGGGUGCAGACAUAAUCUGUGCUCAGGGUGGCGAAGCCGGCGGACACACCGGCGACAUACCUACUCUGAUUUUGACUCCAGCAUGCGCAGACAUAUGCAAACAGUAUAAGUCACCCCUCACUGGCCGAUCUGUCACGCUCGUCACAGCAGGCGGUAUCAACGACGGCCGGAGCGUAGCCGCAGCACUGAUGAUGGGGGCGAGCGGCGUGUGGGUUGGGACGAGGUUCAUUGUAGCGAAGGAGUCGAAAGCGCCGGAACACUGGAAGAAGCAAGUGGUUGAAGCGGGAUACGAUUCCUGGAUCAAGAGCACGAUUUGGUCGGGGCGUCCACUCCGAGCACUGAGCAACCCUUAUCUAGAAGAUUGGGAGAACAACCGACAGGCCGAGAUCAAGGAGCUCACGAGAAAAGGCGUUGUACCUCUUCCGUACGAGCUGGAUAGAUUGCAUAAGGAGGGGAAGUUGACGGACGAGAUUGAAGAUGCGGCGGAUGUGAGGCCAAUUGGCAUAGUUGCAGGGGCAGUAAACAAGGCAGGUCAGCCCGCUAAGGAAAUCGUCGAAGAGAUGGUUCAGGAGACAGUUGUGGCACUGAAGGGAGCCGGAAGCCUUCUAAACGCUGGUGCAAAACUAUAG